This is a messenger RNA of Amoebophrya sp. A25, 10405 nucleotides long. NCBI's taxonomy places the organism in Eukaryota, Dinophyceae, Syndiniales, Amoebophryaceae. The record is from the annotation of a GenBank genome assembly.
GAAUUUGCUAAAUGGAAUCGCUCUUGUUCGGUUUCGUCGUAUUUGUCGUUUCAAAGCGGCGUAGAAAUAGAUUCGGUUGCCAACAUUCAUGACGUUGUAUAUCUUUUUGUACUACUACAUGGCCUUUCGGUUAAGUCGGUUGCAGUGAUGAACUCAGCAAUUUCGGUAAUCGUAAGGUGAGCGUACGCAUCAUUCGGUAGAAUCGGCUAUAUUCGGGUAAGUGGUGGUAGAUGUCUGCUGAUCAUCCAGGUUGAGACUUGAAACGCAAAAAGCUUCAGGAAGUCGUCGACACGGAGGUUGAUCGUGCCCUCGCGAAGUUUUAAUGUUGAAAGAUGUUUUGAAGCUUGAUGAGCAUGUUCUCGCAAACCCGAACCAUUUUUUUUAUGUCUUUUUCACAUUUUCUCUAGGUACUCACUUCUCUGGUAGGUAUCGAUCUAGCAAGAAAGACCAAGACGUGCAUAAGUACUAAGAGUAAAGACAGUAAAGCUUUACCUUUACGACGUUUUAUCGCCUCACUUGUUCGUUCUCCUGUGUUUUUUGCAAGUUCCCUCUUCGAUGCUUGAGGUUGUUCCAGCACCGGAGUUCUUUUCCUGUGAACAUGGCGUAUCGGCGAGAAAAUGAUAACAUGGUGCUAAGGAGAAGAUGGCCACGAUGAGAUGUUAAAGAGCAUGCGGGGCAGGUACUAGUGAGAAAGAAAGUUCUUGGAUCCGUCCAAAAUAAAACCUGAGUUCCAGCAGGAUGCCGCGUAAUGCACGUCACGAGUUCUCCCAGCUGGAGCGCAUUGCGCUACGCGGGAACGUUCAUGAACAGGACGAGGAGUUUUUGGGCCGGUUACGGGAGAUUGCGCCAACGAAGAAGCAAUUUCUCGAGAAGUCCAUGCAACCGAAUUACAAGCUCUCGGCCAUAGGUACAACAAGGGACGCGUUUCAGUAUCCGGAAGGUGCUUUUCCGGAAACGACACGGCGAGUGCGAAGGAAAAGUCAUCUGGAGCAACAAAUGCGCAAUCAGCUGCGGCUGUCGAUGAAACAGAGGUCUCCAAGGCAAGGGAAAAGCCCACGACCGGGAGAAGAUCCGCAGGUAGUUCGUACCCUAGGCUCGUUCGCUUCUUUUCUUGAGGGACAGAAGCUGUUCUUUGGUCAUUUGCUUUUGUGGCUUUUUGGCUGUGUGGAUUUCGCUGUUGAUAAAAAUACAAGUAGGUAGUAAGCGAUGCCGGUUCCUCGAAGGUUCAUCGUCCUAGCACCUGCCUAAUUAAUGUCUUGUGUUUUGUUUCUUAUUUUACAACAGUUUGAUUUGACGAACGACCAGGCUUCGGGUCAAAAAUCGGCGCGAUGGCGGAAGUUGUCCGAGCAUUUCCUGAAGAGUUCCGCCGCGUCAUUGCAAGACGACGCGUCGCAACGUCGAAGGGACAGCGGCGACGACGCUGGUUCAGAUGACGUCGAACUCGACGAGGAAGAGAAAGAAAAGCGGCGAAAACGGCGGCAGAAGGGGUUUAUGCUUCAAGCGCAGAGUCACACCCAAGAACAAGAAGUGAAGGAGGAGGAAAAGCCGCGAACGCUCUUUGAGGUAUGGACAAGGCUGCGAGCUUUGCAGGCGAUUGGAAUCAAAUUCAGCAGGCUAGAAACGAGUGGGCAAUUUUUGAUCCGCGCGUUGACGAUGCUUUUGUCGCCGCUGACCCGCAAACAGCGCACGAAAGUAGAAGCAGCUUUGCACACGUAUCUAGUGGACGCGAUGCAAGGCACCGAAUCGGUGCAUAAUUCUCAGAGAUACCUUUUUGAAGGAGAAACACCGCUGAGCCGCGCUUUGGUGAAGCACACACUUCUGUUCUUUGAUAAGCGCGUUGGUAUCGGAAUCAAUACGGAAGCGGGCUACACUGGGAGACUUUCCACAUCGCUCGCUGACGAGGAAGCAGCGGCAGUGGAGGCAGCGGCUGCCGCUGCAGCAGCGUCGACGGAAAAUGACCUGGCGUUUGUCGGCGGACCUCGAAAACAACGUUUUCCAAGGGGGCAAGAGGGCAGGCAGGAGUUCGGCGGGCAUGGUAGUACUAUGGGAGUUCGGCCGGCAGUGGCCGGCGCAGUGAGCUUAUCACGGCGUGGUAGUAGUGCCACUGCCUCCGCGUCCGCGUUUGGCGGGUCUCAGUAUCUGGGUUCAUCUGCUGCUUCUUCGAGCGGGGCAGACCUCCAGAAUUUGUGGAACAAAACCGAGGCAUCUCUCCAGGGACAUAUGUUACCUGAAGGCGAAAAGUUCGAGUAUCGGCCGCUUCAAGUUGCUUACACAGCGCUCUUGAACUCGAUUUCGAACCCACCGCCAAUCGAUAUUACGGCGAAGAUGCAGGGGCGGAGCGCUGCGCCUCCCGAAAUCCAGGAGCUUCUUCUUGGAUUCUUUGUGGAAGUUUCGGCGCGGGAGGAGCAGCCUAGCAGCGACGAAGAGGAGCACGAAGAUCGUAGUGCGACCGCGCUCGCCGUCGCAGGUUCUCCAGGAGGUACUACAAGCCCGACAACCCAUCCUGUUACAGAACCUCUCGACGCCCAUGCCCCUUCGGAGCACAGCGGCUUUGGAUUGUCGCGCAUCGAAGAGACAUUAGCGUCCAAGAAGAAGUUCCGGAUCCCAAAAAAGCUUACCCAGGCACACAUCACCUCAGUGCCGUGGCGAGUCGAGCCCAGAGUCGGCAUCAUCCGGGUGAAUCAGUUGGAUACGAAGACGAAAAAGCACAUUCUGGACAAGGCGGGGGAGGAAGCUUACAAAGCGCUAGACGUGUUUCUUCCGACCGGGGUAGUGGAAGGCGUCGUCGAUAAGAAAACCUUUGCACAUAAGCGGACCGAGGAGGCCAGGGAAGCGUUGCGCGCAGCCGGGGGAGCGGCAAAGGCAGAACUAGCCGAUGAAGAGGUAUUUCGAGGUGUUAACGAUGGAAUGCGUAGAAUUUUGAUGGGCGAAUAGAUUGCUUCACUACAGUUGUUAGCAGAUGCAAUAUCAUAGAUUUUUGUAAUUAAGUUGUUUUCCGGACUUUCUUUGCGACUGUGAUUUUUCUUUUCAGGCCUUCGCGUCGCCGCGUGACGGAGCUGAUCGCAAGUAUCACAAUGCGGCAGAGCGCUGCCUCAGCAAGGUGCGCAGCACGAUGCAAGGCACUAUUACUGACAAGAAGAUUGUGCGGGUAAUGAAUUUGAAGCGGUUCGAGAUGCAGGAUUUUCGCUUGUUGCUCGAGCCUGCGAAGAAGACACUCGCGCGGCUUCUGAUUCUACAAAAUCACGGGGUGCUGUCCGGCGCCUUCUGGAAUGUGCGACUUCCAAAGCAGGUUUUCAUCGCUUUGAUGGAAAAAGGCAGAAUAUGUGAUGCCAGCACAGGAAAGCAGGCGUUUGAGUUAAUCCGGAGUCACGUGGCCACAAAGCGCCGCUGCAUUUCUUCGGACUUUUUGUCGAAGACGGCGGCCACGGCGCGGAUGCCCUGUGCUGUCCUCGAAUACGAGAAAGAGAAACGGCGGUUAGCAGAGCUCCAAGCACUGAACACGACGAGCGCAUUCGCACCGGCCCGUGGAAGUGGUCGCAACGAGGGAAGUAAAGGAAGCAGUGGGAGCAAAGGCGGCGCGGCCAGCAAAGAAGCCGCAAUCCUCGGUCAAAGUUACGCGGUCGGUGCGGAUCGGCUCGAGAGCUUUUUGCGCAACCCCGAUCCACUGUAUCAAACCGUGUCAUUCGUGCGCAAGAAGCCCCCUGCCGCGGGAGAAGAAGACGAGGAGGAGGAGGAAGACAAGGACAAGACGCCCGCAGACGAGGCAGCAGGCGGCGACCACACGGAGGCGGUAGCGGAAACCCCGACGACGAUAGAUGGUCGUGGGUCGACGUUGACACAGGGGGACCCGUCAAGCCCGACAAAGGGCGGCGCCUUAGGAAGAGCUACAGACGGCGCGCACAAUAAGCAACAGAUGAUGACUUACACCAUUGCUGGAAAUGCAAAAGUGGACCUAGCAUGGGCGCUCGGACUUUUGAAAGCCCCUGCAGGCCAGCCUAUCUCAUCUGCGGCCGAGUUGGCAAAUGCGGAUGAAGAACGGCAGGCGCGGCCCAAGUUCAAGGAGAACGAACCUGUUACGGAUGUCAGUCUCGAGGAUGUCCUAGUGUGUCUCGCAGACCAAGACAGCAUUUUGGCUGGCGUGGGAUCCACUACCGCAGCCAACAAAGAGGUUGGCGCACCGCCAGGAGGCACUGCCGUCGCAACCGAUGGCAACGCUGGAAGUGGGGAUCCUGGCGCGGGGAAUAACAGUCCGAGUCUGGCUGCAGGUGCAACAAGUCCAGGCGCAGGGGGAAGCAAGGCCUCCGUGAGCGUGGAUGUCGAUCCACGCAACGCAAGCAAGGCGAGCAACUUUAGUGCAGCCUCGACGACGGGCGGUGCGUAUCAGGGUGGUGGCGCACAGGCUGAGGGAGAAGGCGGCAGCAAGGGCGGUCUGGAGGCUCUCCGGCAACUGCGGCGGCGCAUUCUUGAGAAAUUCGAGUGCACAGUAGACGCCUUCCAAAACAUGGCAUUUUUGGUGGUUGGCAAAGACGACGGCGGCGACGUUGCUGACGCAGACGGCGCAGGCGCAUCAUCUGGGAAAGUUGCCAAGAAAACCUGGAUUCACUUACCGCUUGUCGAUGUGCACCGCAUUAUGUGCCGCAUUGUCGGCGAUGUUGUUAGCCUAACGCUGGUGCAGGAGCUUUUUGCGCUUAUUGACGGUCCGAUUUGCAGCACAGGUAAGAUAUCCCUGAGGGAAUUACUCAUAGCGCUAGCAGUUGUGUCACCACAUCUGCAACUGGAGUAUCUCCGAGCCAAAAUGCUAGCGCUGCACGGGAGUCUGGAAAAGGUAUUUCGAACUCGAUUGAAAGUACGCGAAGUUGGUGAUAAUCAGCGUCUCCAGUUGUUUCUGGAAUCAGUGUCAAACGCACAUUCAUUUUAAGGACGCUACCUGUUGCAGAAGCUGCUGUCUUUGAUCUAAUUGAUUCUUUUUCUACAUACCAUCUUCAGGGCUUGAUCGACCUGUUGGACCCGAAGGACACAAUAGGGCUGAUACGGAAGCGGUAUGCCGACGUCGUCACCAAUAAGCACGCGUCAAAGGGAUACGCGCGACGGCCAAAUAAAAGCGUGACAAAAAGAAGUAGUCUAGAAGGCAGAAUGGGCGCAUCUUCUGCUGCCAAAAGCAGCGUUGGUACCUUAUAUUUUCCUUUUGAUAUUAGUGAUUCUGGUUACUUAUCACCUUCACCAUGAGCCUCUCUCUCUUAGGCGGCCUGACUAAUUGCAAAGUUUGCAGUCGUUUCGAAUAACUAGUAUCUAUAGAUACCUUUGAUGAACAAAAGCUUAGUACAUGGUCACCAAUAACUGGUGUGGGCUUGUCGUUACGAAAGAAGCGACAGAUGCACACCUAGCUGGAGAGAACUAAUACAAUCAUGUAAUUUUCCUUAUGCUAUCUGUCGAUAAAGGUGGCGCUGCAGGCAGUUCUAUGGCGGUAGUUCAAGGCGUUUGUCCUCCGACGGGUGACGAGCCGGAGCCGGAGUACUACGACGAAAACACGACUAGCGGCGCUUUACAUUUUCGUAAGUUGGUGGACACGUAUGCGAACACGGACUUAUCAGGCGAUCCGGUUUUCUGCAAGUUUGCUAAUGAGAUGGUGUAUGCUCCUCUACACCGUGCUCCCAGCACGAUCCUAAACGAUAGUAUGUCGGAGACAGCCACAACGCUUGAUUUGCCUUCACUGUCGCCGGGAGUUGUACUCGAGAGUGGACGCCAGACGCCACAGCUUGGGUCAGCGCUGGGAGACAUAUCUUCACCCGUGUUUUUCGAUAGCAGCAUGAGGACGCCGGCGCAGCCACGAAGGUAACAAGAGAGUUAGAAAAUGAUACUAGACUUGAGCGCCCGGUAGCACUCCUCCCACUAGGAUCAUCCACCCCCGGCACGCACUUCCUCAAUCCCGGCACGAUUCCGCUUCCCCGGCCCCGGCCCCUCCCCCGCCCGCCAACCGUCUGGCGGCGUUGAUCGUUGGAACAAGAGCAGGGCGGGGGACGGCGUGCGGCUAUUCAUUAAAAAGGUACAGGCCGAAGCCGUUGGCUUGUCGGUGUGCUCUUCUUUUGCUAGGUUUGGCCUUCUUUGCGUGCAAGUUGCAGCGCUCGAGUUUGCAACUUGUCGAGGUUCUUCUUCUUGUGAUACAAUCAAAAACUUCGGAUGGGAAUUUUUCCAAUUUCGUUUUAUUAGGAAUCUGAACAAAAGAAGAAUCUAAAAAUGACCUCCCGGCAGCAGAACGAGCGGAGUACUCCUCUGCACAGAUGCAAUCAGUUUUUUUCUUUUAAGAAAAGUAGUUUCUUGAAUUCUAAGGCCAAUGAGAUUAUUGGAUAUAAUAGCCAAAAACCUUGGGCUUCCAGUCUCAAGCUUGAAACUUUGAGACAUUGACGCGCAGCCUUUAAUCUUAAGCGUUUAGCCUUGGACUUUUAGCCUGGGGCCUUCAGCUUCGCGCUUUCAGUUUUGAGCUUUCAGCCUUGAGCGCUCAGGCUUGGGUUGUCAAGUUUCAACUUUGAGCGCUCGGCGUUGAUGUUUGGCUUUCAACUUGGCGCUUUCGGUUUUGAGCUUUCACCUUCGGGCCUUCACCUUGGGGCUGUCGGCUUUGAGCUCUCAACUUUGAGCUUGCAGCCUUGGGCCUUCGACUUUGAGUCUUCAGAUUCGAGCCGUCUGGUGUGGGCUUUCAGCUUGACACCUUUAAGGCUCAGAGCUAAUAAAUUCCCAGCCUUUUUCUCAAUUUUUUGAGCCCAUUCAAACCGUAAAGGCUUUGGCUUUAUCGCGUAAGCUUUAAAGUUCGCGCCCAUCUGCGUGAAGUCAGGGCUAACCAAUUCUGAGGCCUUUUCUAUUUUCAAUUUUUUGGGUUCAAAUUCUAGAAGUUCUGGCGUUAUCGCGUAGGUUAAGGCUUUAACUUUCGCGCCCAUCUGCGCGAGGUCAGGUCUAACCAGUUCCCAAGCUACGCAGGCUCAUGGGAAAGCUCGUAAGUUCAUAAGUGAUGGUGGUGGCGAUGGUGCUGAUGAUGAUGAUGAUGAUGCAGGCGCACCGAUCGGGUGGGGCGGGAUGCGUAAGCUCUUGAGUGGGCUCCUAAGUUCAUAGGCGCAUGCCCAUAGGCUCAGAACUUCGGAGAGCUUUCUUCGAUCGAAAGCGCGGUCGGAAAUUUUGGAAAGUUUGGAAAAUUCGAAGCGUUUGGAAAGCUCGGAAAGGUUCGGAAAGUUGGGAGAGUUUGGGAAGGCUGGGAGAGUUGGGGAAGCUGGGAAAGCUGUGAAAACUUAAGAAAAGCCGAGAAAGCUGAGGAAGCGGGGAAGGCUGGAAAAGGUUGGAAAAUUUGGGACAAGUUUGGGAAGCUGGGAAAGUUGGGGAAGCUGGGAAAGCUGUGAAAGUUGCGAAAAGGUCAGUGGGAAAAGUUGGAAAAAGUUGAGAAAACCUAGGGAAACUUGGGAAAGCUCAGAAGUUUGGAAGCUAGGGAGGAAGCCGGGAAAGUUGCGAAAAGUUGGAAAAAGGUGGGAAAAGCUGCGAAACGUUGCGAAACAAAAGACGGGAAAAGUUGCGAAAAGCUCGCUGUGGAAAGUUGUGAAAAGCUGUGAAGAGCUGCGAAAAGUUGGAAAAACUUGGAAAAAGUUGGAAAAAAUUGGAAAAAAUUGGAAAAAGUUGGAAAAAGUUGGGAAAAGUUGGGAAAAGUUGGGAAGAGUUGGGAAAAGUUGGGAAAAGUUGGGAAAAGUUGGGGAGGUUGGGAAAGUUCGGAAAGUUCAGAAGUUUGAAGGUUCAGAAGUUUGAAGGUUCAGAAGUUUGAAGGUUCAGAAGUUUGGAAGUUUUGAAGUUCAUGAGUCAGAAGGGGAAGGUUGGGAUGUUGGAGGGGUCGUCGUUGUUUUUGAAUUUCGCUCUUUAAUUUUAGAAGAUAGAAGAGAUCACUUUAUUGGCUGUGCCACACGUACAUCCAGACGAAGGACAGCUUCGUGGACAAGAAUCCUGAUGGAUACACAUACAAUUGACUCGUGCGAAACAAAAUUCUUUCAUGAAGAAUGAUAAGUAAAUGAAAACUCGUACCUCUCGUGUCGGCACCUGCUUUCAUGAACGAAUUUUCAGGGAGUGGAUGGAUACGCCUGGCGGAAGCUUUAUUGGGCAUCCAGGGUUCCGCCAAGGCAAAAAGUGGAGUGACCUCUUCUUCAUGCCCGUGCAUACCAGCGACUGUACCAGAGCGCUGAAUUCGCGAUUGGACCGAGAGCAAGAGGAGGUCUGCUUGCGGGAAAACUUCCGGUACAUGCACGAAUCCUUUUCAGGGCCGAGAUCAACCGGGGCCGAUGAGGUAGAUGACGUCCUCGAGAAUUUCGUGCUAACUCUGGGCUUCUUCGUGGACCGACUUGCGCAGAUGUCGUUAGCGAACAGGUACGAAAGCUACAGGUGUUUUCACGCGUCCAACAUCAUCGGACGACCCUUUUUGCGGCUGGCGGAAUUGCAAACAGCACUGCAGGCCGCUUGUGGUAACCCAUUGUUCGAUACUUUUCGGGGCAAAGUGAGCAGCCACUUCCCACUCUUGUGCAAGGCGUUUUGUGCGUCCUCCGCAAAUCGCGACGGCCGCUGCUCCGGCGCCGAUUUCGAAUCGCUGAUGGAAAGUCUCUCCGCCUCCCAGCUGGACGCGACGAACAUCUUUCGCAGCUUUGUGCAGAGUGAGUUUGGCACACUUCACGUGUGGAGUUUUAUCAACAUUGCGGUGGGCGCAAUGUGUCCCAGCUUGGUUCUGGACGAGUUCAUGAGCAACGACAUGCUAGUCGCAGCUCUGAAAGUGUUCGCGUCCUACCACCACAAGCCGUUUACCUUUGAUGAGUGGUUGUGCCUGUGCCAGUCGUGCGGCAUCCGCGAUAAGCGUGCGGCGCAGCUCUGCUUCCUCUUCCUCGACGUGGACAACAGCGAGCUCGUGUUCGCGCGGGAGAUCCUCAUGGCUUUUCAGGUGAAGCGGCAAGUUGCGUCAGACGGCAGCAUAUCGGCAGCUGGAAAGCUGAUGGCAGCGGGCACGGCCACUGGUAGCAAGGGAAAGAAAGGGCAAGCAGCGGAAGCGCGACGACAGCGUGAGGCCGAGGCUCAGGCACGGAAGAGAGCGCGUGUAGUCGCGGUUGGCGACAAUUUUUCAAAUCAGUUUGCGGCGACAUUUGCGAGUUGUGAUCUUCUAAAACGAGUUAUUUCGCUGCCAUGGCAGUCGAACGAAAGCGAAGCAGUGGCGGGCGGCUUCAAAACCUUAAAAAAGUUGACGCACAAGACGUCAGCCGCGGCGGGCGGCGAAGGUUCCACAUCUGGUAGUGCGAGAGGAGGUGGGUCCUCUUCUAGCGGUGCCGCUCAGGCCGGCGCAGGCAAGUCUUCCAACGGCGCGAAGGGUGAAGCAGCGCAAGGCGACAGCGCAGGAACCGGGGACGAAGACUCAACCACCACCGGCGGGUCAACCACUAGCUCCGGCGAUGGAGCAACGCGUGUAAAGCUUGGAUUCCGCAAGCGAAGGAAGUUUUAUGGCAUACGCCGCAAAGCAUAAGAGAUUUGUACUAUAGCUUGAUACAACUUGUCGCAUGAUAUGAUCAGGGCACGAACACAAAACGGUAACUGCAAUUUAAUGUGGUACAGUAAAAUGCUGGCUAACAUUAAAGUACUAGAAGAGCAAUGAUCAUCGUAAUAUCAUCCAAGGGAGUAAGACGAGGGAAAAUUUGUGCCUUGUUUAGCAUCGUAAUUUAUUGUAGCCUUGUAGUACGGUUCUCGGAAUGCUCUAAGGACUGUUUCCAGAGUCACAGCCUGUGAUACAUCCAGAAUUGAAGGCGAAGGAGAGCUACCUGAGAAAAGUUGACUCCUGCCCUGCAGAACUCCUUCGGGCUGAUGUCAUUUUCAAUCUUGAAACCUACGCGCAAGCGAAAAACGCUCUACAAUCGCACCAUACGAAGCUGAUUACAGACUGCGGUCAGCGAGACAUGUUAGAGCUCUACUUCCUACGAAACAAGCUCUAAAAGGAUGAAAAUUUUUGUCGUUGGCACUCUUUUGCGUUUACAACAAACUGCUUGGUCGUUGAAAUGCAAUGAACCGGUGAUAUGUAUUCACAGCCUUAGCAGUUGCCUGGCUUUAGCACAGCAUGGGCGCCCGAAUGCGAGUAAUAGACAGAGUGAAUUUUCGCGCGUACGUAAAAACAAUAUUGAGUUCAAAUCCUUUUUGUGUUUUCUUUCAUAGUACAACUAGCAGACUGAGAUUCUUCUAUUUCUAGUCUGAUUAAUCUAUGGCCGUGUCCUAAAGGACCCUGGUUUGCAGAGCAGAGCCGAUCGUUCCGUUAGUGCAUGUACAACACUGACUAACCAAGCGAUGAAAAAAUGCGAAACGCGAACUUUUUUUUUUGUGCAAUCUUCGGAUCGAAUCUCAGAUGAAGCUGAUCAGG